GAGAUCUUUGUCUAGACCAAUUUCAUUCGAUUUUGACUCGAUUGAGUAGUGAAGGUGUGAAGGAAAAGCGGAGUAAUCUCGCGGUCAGUGUCCGAAAGUGCGAGCGUCAGUGAGUCAUCCAUCCGGAGUAUUAGGUCCGUCAUAUCUCCGAGACUCCGCGACCGAUUGUCCUUCUAUUAUUCUAUUUCCGCUUGCACACCUAUAUAGUCGCGAGUUUUUCGCGCCUGAUCCUCGCGCGGGAGUAGCGACCACAUUUAUGGGGGUGUCCGGAGAGUGCGCGGUCAAGGGCAGCAAAAGCAGCCACCCCUGUCACUGCUGCGGCCACGUCGGCAGUUCCGGCGCGAGCGUGCAACAUCCGCAGCAACAGCAGCAACCCUACGAGCCGUAUCACCAUCACCACCACCAGCACCACCACCACCAUCAUCAUCAUCACCAUCACGGCAAGCACGCCCCGCCGAGCGCGUUGCCGCAGCACAACAACAGCGGCGACAACAACAUCCUGGCACCGUUGCGCAGCAAGAUGAAAGUGCUCAAAAAGCUCAAGCGCAAGAUGGGUUUAGCGCCCAGGUCCUCGAGCGCGGGUACCAACAACCUGCCGCCGUUGACGUUUCACCACGUGCACGGUGACAACAUCAGGCUGUGCAACGGCGGUACGAUCGCCCGGAGGCAUGAGAGCUUUUGCAAGGGCGUCACUUUUAGCGCCAGGCCCGUGCGAGUAGGCGAAAAGGUUUGUGUCAAGUUUCUGGAGAUUUCCGACAACUGGAGCGGCGUCAUCCGCUUCGGUUUCACCAGCAACGAUCCGAUCAAUCUCCGAAGCGGUUUGCCAAGGUACGCGUGUCCGGAUCUGACGAACAAGCCAGGCUAUUGGGCCAAGGCGCUUGCCGAGAGGUUUGCAGAAAGAGAUACCGUGCUCUUCUAUUAUGUCACGUCGGCCGGCGAUGUGCACUUUGGCGUCAACGGUGAAGAGAAGGGUCUCUUCUUCAGCGGUGUCGAGACUCGAGGCCCGCUCUGGGCGAUCAUUGACGUUUACGGCAAUAGCACGGCAAUCGAAUUCGUCGAUCCGAAUCGUCAGCACUUCAAUAACAUACGAAGAGGUGCUGAACACAGCAACGAGGACAAUGCGCAACACAGUAGGCACUCGGCCAUGGACGACGCCAGCAAUGCUGGACGGGAUGUCGAAAGGAUCAUCCUGCCGUCUAUGCAAAGCAUGUCGAUUCAUCACGAGCCCGACGUGGAGUUACCCGGACUCAGGUUUCAACCCCCCGGCGUCAUCUUCACGCCUUUGCCCUUCCACUCCACUCGGGGCAGGAACAUCCGCUUCAGCAAUCAGCAGUGCGUGGCGACGCGCACGGAUACGGAGUUCUGUCACGGCUACGCGUUCACGGGUCGGCCGUUGCUGCUGGGUGAGCGACUGGUCGUGCAGAUUCUCUCGACGGAACCAAUGUAUGUUGGCGCCCUUGCUUUGGGUUUGACCUCAUGCGAUCCGGCGCGGCUCACGCCGGAAGACCUGCCGGAUGACAGCGACCUGCUGCUAGAUCGCCCGGAGUACUGGGUGGUUUCCAAGGACGUGGCAUCGAGUCCCCAGCCCGGUGACGAAAUCGCCUUCACAGUUACGCACUACGGCGAGGUGCAGAUGAGCAAGAACGGUGGUCCACCCAAUGUUGUCAUGCAUGUCGAUCAGAGCCUUCAAUUGUGGGCAUUUGUGGAUGCUUAUGGGAGUACUCAACGUGUAAGAAUGUUGGCCAGCAGACCGACUUCGCCGCCUCGGCAACGUCAGAGCAAUCCCUCGCCCGCCAAUGUCAUUCAGCAACAACAGCAGCAGCAACAGCAUUCGAAUCAUAGCAACGCCGCUACGGAACUGUCUAGAUUCUCCGAGAUGGUCCAAUUUAAACCGGUGGGUGGUGGAACCGUGCUCGUUGUGAAUCUACCGCCUCAGGCCGGUUAUUCGACGCCACCACCGCCCACGCCUCAACCGAUCUAUGCCUCCGCGACGCACAGGAAUCCACCGGCACAAUCGGUGCAUCUCUCUGCGGCGGCAGCUGUUCCCGCGCCAGUCCCACAUCCUGGAUCCUCUAGACAAUCCUCGCCGCCAUUAACCGGAACGAUGGCCAGCACUGGUUCGUCAACGUACGUCGAUCCGGUGACUUACCAGAGUCUGGAUGGCACUUUGACAUCAUCGCGUGCGGCUUCGUCCCACCUGCAGCAAUGGAGCGAGGGUUUGCAACCGACGCUAGCCGGUCAACCAAGCGAAUGUUCCAUCUGUUACGAGCGCAGCAUCGAUAGCGUACUCUACAUGUGUGGUCACAUGUGCAUGUGCUAUACCUGCGCGAUUCAGCAAUGGCGCGGUAAAGGAGGCGGUCACUGUCCACUUUGCCGGGCGCCGAUCCGCGAUGUUAUCCGCAUCUAUCGGUCUUGAACAGUUCAUUGCGAGAGAGAGGGAGAGAUAGAUAGAGCGCGGAUAUCUUCCCGGUUCCCAGCGUCGUUGUUGCCACCGCCAUCGUCCAUCACCGUGCUUCCGUCGUCUUGAUUUCCUUCCGCGUCGAAUCCGCCGCGCUUCAUCGCCGUUGCACUUCUCGCCCGUCUCGCGCGGCUGCCGGAACGAACGAACAAACGAAAGCAAAAAUCGAAGCGGAACUUGCCGUCUUCACACUGCCGUAUCUCUUUUUCUAUUGAAACGCGAGGCACGUUCCGGCAAGUAAAACAAAAUAAUAAUAGUCGAAGAAUAAAAUGUUUCCCGUGGAAUUUUCUCGAGGAUUGCAAAGCAGAGUUGCGCUGAACUGAAGGUUCAACAUUAUAAUAUUUAGGCAGUUUGCGACACGUCAGCGUGAUCGCGUCGCUGGGUCAAUUAACGCGUUGAUAGGUGGACCAUCGUAUUAUGCACAAAGGAAGCAUAGGUGCUUUCGAAAUCGCGAUCACUGCCACCAAUAUCAAUCGAGCGAGAACGCGAAGAUGAAUUGCUGCGGAUACGAACAAAUGAAAGAGAGAAGAGAGAGAAGGAGAGAGAGAGAGAGAGAGAGAGAAUAAGAGCGAUUAAAACCUGUAGUUGCUCGAGUUUGCUUGUAUAUCGAUAUUCUGUCUGCCAGUCUGUAUUGUGAGCAAGUGUGAAUCAUAGAAUGCGAAUUGUGCGAUUGCAUCAUCGACAAAAGAAAUCGAUCCUAGAUAUUUUCACAAACGACAUAAUCUUUACUAUACCAUUACCAAUUACUCUACUACCGCUCUAAACUAUCACUAUUACUAUUCUACUAGUACUAUUACUAUUUACUGCCGUACUACUCUUCCAAUCUUUAAUUAUUAUUAUUAUUGAUUAUCAUCAUCAUCAUUAUUAUUAUUAUUAUUAAUUAAUAUACUAUCGCUAUUAUUAAUUAUAUUAUUAUUAUUUGUUCGUUUAUUGUAACUGUCUUUAAUUACUCGCGAGUAGUUUCGUUUGUCACGACCGCGCUAUUAUUUUUAUGUUUUGCCGAUUAUAGUGAUGAUUGGUGAAUUAACAUAGUCACUAUCUCGUAGUGUGAUUAUUAUUUAAUGGACCGUGUGAUUACGUAAUACGAACUUUCCGAUCGCUUAGGACAUAUGGCUGAAUCGUUCCUGAAUCUCCUUUUAAGAUGAUGGAAAGAAAUCUCGUUGUCUCGUUUCCUUGUCGUAUAACGAUAAGGACAUGACGGACUCGAAGCCUAUAUUGUUCAUCCUUGAUUAUUUCCAUUUUGAAUGAAAACGCUUGAGCGUCCAUGAUCAUCACCAAUUGUUAGGCGGGGUUUUACCAAAGAUCUUAACAUUUCCCGCCUAUUUCCUCAUAACCAGGUCUUCGCGAUGUUGUAACGGACACGCGCGUGUAGGCAAAACAAUGGCGUAGGCAAUCGCCUUCAAUCAAGCUACUCGUUUUGUUAAUGUCGCGGCGUUCGAACAUUCGCUGUUUCAUGAUAUGGAUAUUGUUAAUACAUGGAUCAAUUAUCUGACGAUCAAUAAGAAACUUUGGCUUUUAUGUGGUGAUUCCUACAAAACGCAGCGAAGUACUGUGUCAACUUGGAAGAUUGCAACUCACAGCGAAGCCUUUUUUAAUACUUUUCUAAGUCGACGGAGCUUGAAAUUAUUAAGAAUUUAGAUUCGUUCCGAAUAUUGCCACGAAUACUGGCUUUACCUUUGACUUGUGUCAACUUUUGAACUUUUUAAUGAAAAGAAUCAAGAUCACGGUAUGGCAUUAAUUUCAUUGGUCUUCGGACUCGGAAAUUCUUGUUAAUCUCUUUUACGUCCAGCGUGUUUCGUUACAUAUUUGUAACCAAAUUUUUCGGAAAAAAAAUUAUUCAAAAAUUGUUGAUUCAUGUCUUUUGAUUUAUAAACAAGGAUGAAUUUAGCCUUGUUAGUUAAUAUUAACAAAAAAAUCCGUGUUUUAUUUUGCGAUUUACCUGUCUAAGAGAAGAAAAAAUUUUCCAUAAUCGAAAAUAAAUUUGAAAUGACGAAACAUUUUUUGAGCCAAGGGGAACGUUGUGUUUGACCUUUUUAAAGAGCUAAUUUUUAUCGAAUAUGAGAGAAGUGAGAAGAAAGAGGAGAAGGAGAAGGAGGAGGAUCUUUCCCCUCGAGUAUAUGAUAAUGGAUACGCAAUAAAGCGGUAGUGAAAAUCUCUAGUCCAGCGAGCGGCAAACUUAGUCUGCCAAUCCAAAAAGUAUGAUGAAAAGAAUGGGGUAAAAAAAUUUUUCUUUUUUUCUCUAAGUAAGGAAAAGGAAGAUAGAUAGAUACAGGGAGAUAGAGAGAUCGAAAAAUUUUAUAGAUAUGAAGAGAUGCAAAUUAUUACACGCGUCUGCCAACAACGGCGCGUCUAAGAUUCUAUUUAAAAAAAUAUAACGAGACUAUUAUUAUUCUAUUGAUACGAUAUGACGAUAAAGAACUGUUCCAAAAUAUCGUUGACGACGCGGCGAUAGAACGAGGAUAGAGAGAUAGACUAAGAGACACGCUUGAUUAUAAUUACGACAAAUGUUUAUAAUUAUUAUCAUCGUUAUCGUUAUGAUCAGUGUGAUUAGUUAUCAUGUUAUUCUGUCGUCAACUUCUCGUCAGCGUCUCAAUCGUCAAUCCAUGUUUCUAUUUCGUUUUAUUAUCGUUUUUAUUUUGUACGAUUAUACGACUAACUAUUUAAUUCGGCAUUAUCCACAGAGCUUAGUAUGCCCGCGAGAGAAUACAUUUUUUCCCCUUUGUCUCUUUGCAAUAUCUUAAGUUUCUCACGUAUCAGCGUAACACGCACAAGUACAGAGCGAUUUUUACACCACAUUUUACUACGCCUGAGGAAAGAAAUAAAAACAAGAAUUUUACACGCGAUGCGAGAGUUUCUUCGACCGUAAUGUAAAAAUACCGACGGAAAUUUAUACAUAUGUAAUAUAAUUCGCGCAGCCGUGUGCUGUUUCACACAAUAAAAAAAGCCUAUAUGUA
This is a messenger RNA of Pogonomyrmex barbatus (red harvester ant), 5412 nucleotides long. It is a transcript of the gene neur, whose product is annotated as E3 ubiquitin-protein ligase neur. The record is from RefSeq and is a predicted model, not a curated record. Lineage: Eukaryota; Metazoa; Arthropoda; Insecta; Hymenoptera; Formicidae. Gene Ontology annotation, molecular function: ubiquitin protein ligase activity.